This is a messenger RNA of Rhodamnia argentea, 2061 nucleotides long. Its product is annotated as transmembrane 9 superfamily member 5-like. Gene Ontology annotation, cellular component: membrane. The transcript has 6 exons. Gene Ontology annotation, biological process: protein localization to membrane. Bases 77 to 1732 code for a protein of 551 amino acids. The record is from RefSeq and is a predicted model, not a curated record. NCBI's taxonomy places the organism in Eukaryota, Viridiplantae, Streptophyta, Magnoliopsida, Myrtales, Myrtaceae.
AGCUCCCAAAAUUGCGCGUUGACAUUGUUCCCGUUGCAUCCGUCUGGUUUUUCACUCUCUCGCGCUUUCUCCAUCCAUGGCGUUGGAGACCCUCCGUCUGAAUCUCCUCCUCGCGCUGUUCGCGAUCAUCUCGCCGGGGAAUCGGUUCGCCACGGCGUCUCCAGAGGAUCAUCGCUACAAUGUAGGAGAUCCCGUCCCUCUGUUCGCCAACAAAGUGGGUCCGCUCCACAACCCCAGUGAGACCUACCAAUACUAUGACUUGCCAUUUUGCCGCCCAGACCCACUUAUCUGGAAGAGGGGAUCUCUUGGGGAAGUUUUGAAUGGUGAUCGCUUGACCAAUUCCUUGUACGAUUUGAAAUUUCGGGAUGUUAAGGAUGGGGAGAUUCUCUGCGAGAAAAAACUCGAAAUUAGUGAUGUUGCGAGAUUAAGGAGUGCUGUAAAUGAAGAUUUUUACUUCCAGAUGUACUAUGAUGAUCUUCCAAUGUGGGGGUUCAUUGGGAAAGUGGAAAAUAGUAGCUGGAGUCCUGGCAUAAAGGGACCUAGGUAUUAUUUGUUCAAACAUGUGCAAUUUGAUGCCUUUUACAAUGGUGACCAAAUAGUAGAUAUACAUGCUUUCAGUGACCCAAAUCAUGUUGUCGAUAUAACCGAUGAUAUUGAGGUUAAUGUAAAGUUUACUUAUUCAACUUUCUGGAAUGCAACCUCAAUUGGUUUCGAGGAAAGAACGAGCAAAUUUUCAAGGGCUUCAUUACUGCCAAUCCACCGACGGAUACACUGGUUCUCACUCAUCAACUCUACAGUCAUCUUGAUUCUUUUGAUGGGUUUGUUGACACUUCUUUUCAUGAGGCGCAUGAGAAAUGACCUAAGACAAUACUCUGCUGGAGACGACGAAGAAGAAAAUGAUGUUGCCAGGAAAUAUGUUUGUGGCGAAUUAUUCAGACCUCCAUCCCAUUUUCCCCUGUUUUGCGCAGUCUUGGGCUCAGGAAUGCAGUUAUUCACUAUUUAUCCGAUACAAAUGAAUUUGAACUUUCAGGGGUGGACUGUUCUCCUUACUGGCAUAGUUUACCUGGGCCCAGUACUUGUGAUAGCUUUUGUCCUUAAUGCAAUUUCCAUGGCUUAUGGAGCCACAGCUGCACUUCCAGUUGGCACCAUUUUCAUAAUCACCUUCAUUUUUAUGCCAAUUACCAUGCUGCUGCUUUCCUUGGGAGGGGUCAUACAACGCUUCUUCAGGACAGAAGUUCGUGCACCUUAUGUCACGAGGAAAAGUUUGAGAGAGAUUCCACCACUAGCUUGGUACAGGAAUUUGCCAUGUGAAAUGAUUCUCGGAGGUCUUGUAUCAUUUAGUUCUGUUGUUCUGGAGUUAUACGAGCUGCAUAACACCCUUUGGGGUUUCAAGAUCAGUGUUCUUCCAGGCACUUUGUUUGUGACAUUUGUCAUCCUCAUCGUAGUGACAGCUGUCCUUAGUGUUGUUCUGACAUACAUCCAGCUUUCAUCCGAAGACCAUGAUUGGUGGUGGAGGUGCGUAUUUCGUGGGGGCUCAGCAGCCAUAUUUAUGUUUGCCUAUUGCAUGUACUUCUACACAAGGUCAAACAUGAGUGGCUUCUUGCAGCUAUCGAUUUUCUUGGGCUAUAGUGCUUUAAUGUGCUAUGCAUUUUUUCUCAUACUCGGUACAGUCAGUUUCAUUACUUCGCUAAUGUUUGUCUGCCGUAAUUAUGAAGCUGUGAAGAGUGAAUGAAUCAUUGCUUCGGUGUGUUCAAUGUGAGUUGCCUUGCGUCUUGUAAACUACUGAGAUCGCGAAGCAAAGCCAGAAUACUGGAAGCUACACAGAGAAGGCAUUUCUUCCAUCCUUCCUCCAUGUAUGAUUGACCAAAAGGGUAGUUGAUGUCGCCCAUCUGAGUGUUGUCACAGAUGAAUGUCAGGUAAAAACAGUGCAGUAGCUCUUAGCAUAAGAAAAUCAAGAUGAUGAAGAGCAUAGAUGCAUUGUAGGCGGAACGGUGUAUGUUGGAGCAAUUUACUCAGCCUUUUCUGGCAAAAAAAUUGGUUAAUAUCAUGCUUUCUUUGUUG